UUAAAAACGUUUUUAAUUUUUGAGUUUAAGCAAAGUGUUUCGAUUAAGGAUCAUUAAUUGUGAAAUAAAAUUUUUAAUUAACUAUCAAAAAAUAAAGCUAUUUUUCCGUGUAAUAAAGCAAUUAACAGCGAAUUAAUUGUGAACAAUUAUAAAAAGUAAUUAACAGCGAUUUUGUGACGUCAUCUGUCCACCUCAUCAUUCACGAUGGUGUCUUCUAAAAUUAUAACAAUUUUGGCGUUUAUUACAGCCAAUGCGAUUUGUUCGGGAGCUUUUCCACAAUAUUUUCCGAAUCAGAUGCCGAAUCCAGGAUAUCAAUAUCAGAAUAACUGGCCACAAUAUUAUCCUGUCUACAAUCAAGAUAACUAUUCACCCAUUUAUCCUCAACCCAUUGAUCCUCCCGACAGCAAUCAAGGUUAUCAAAAUUUCCGCAAUCCAGGUUUUUCGUAUAGGCAUCCUUCAAUUCCAGGUAAUGUCCGUCACAUUGGGCCGAUAACAACCGUCAGAAAGUACAGUCGUCCUAUAUCAACACCAGCUCAUACCGAUGAAUAUUUCGGUGGUGCUAUAAAAGUGGAACAUGGUCCUAGUAAUGGGUGGGAAGAAGGCUCGGAACAGACGACUAUAACACGUACAGAAUAUGGGCCAGGGAGACGUCGUUAAAGAUCUAAAAAUUUCUCGGGAGAUUUGACGAAUUGUAUGUGUCAGAACAUAUAUUGAAUAAAAAUGAUAAAUCUA
Molecule: messenger RNA, 732 nt
Organism: Cotesia glomerata
Lineage: Eukaryota; Metazoa; Arthropoda; Insecta; Hymenoptera; Braconidae
Exons: 3
Coding region: 205-657 (150 amino acids)
Source: RefSeq, a predicted model, not a curated record